This is a messenger RNA of Camellia sinensis, 1309 nucleotides long. Its product is annotated as rhomboid-like protein 20. Gene Ontology annotation, molecular function: serine-type endopeptidase activity; protein binding. The record is from RefSeq and is a predicted model, not a curated record. NCBI's taxonomy places the organism in Eukaryota, Viridiplantae, Streptophyta, Magnoliopsida, Ericales, Theaceae.
AGAAAGACGAGAGCCCAGAGAAACACAAACAAAUAAAUAAAUAAUAAAAAAGAGAAAACCGAAGAAAAGGGCAGAGACAGAAAGAGCAAACCAAACCGAAGUCUAGAAGGAGAAGAAGGUCGUUGGUUCACUGCGAAGAUGAACGGCGGCCCAUCUGGUUUCAAUAAUGCUCCAGUCACAAGAACAUUCGUUAUUGCGUGUGCCCUCUUCACCAUCAUCUUUGGGAUCCAAGGUCGUUCAAGUAAACUGGGUUUAUCGUAUCAGGAUAUUUUCAAGAAGCUUCAACUCUGGAAGCCAAUUGUGUCGGUUCUUGCCUUUUCAUCUACACCAGAAAUGAUGUUUGGGCUAUAUCUGCUGUACUACUUUCGAGUAUUUGAGAGACAGAUAGGUUCCAAUAAAUACUCAGUGUUUGUCCUGUUCUCAGUUAUUGUAUCUUUACUGUUUGAGGUCCUUGCAUUAGCAUUACUUAAAGAUCCCACCUUGAAUGUACUCACAUCUGGUCCCUAUGGUGUGAUAUUUUCUUCAUUUGUACCCUUCUAUCUUGACAUUCCAGUUUCAACACGGUUCCGUGUAUUUGGCCUCCGCUUUUCGGACAAAUCUUUCAUAUAUUUAGCUGGUCUUCAGCUUCUUUUGUCGUCCUGGAAAAGAUCUAUUUUGCCGGGAAUAUGUGGCAUCCUUGCUGGUUCCUUAUAUCGCUUAAAUGUCCUUCACAUCCGCAGGCUAAAGUUGCCGGACUUCAUUGCCUCAUUCUUUUUGCGGUUUUCUUGGCCAUCUGUUGGGAGCACACCACCUGCAGCACCUAGUAGAAAUGUUCUUGGGAACAUACCUUCCUACACAGCUCGCCAAGUAGAGGCAAAUUACCCUGCACCUCCCAUGCCAUCCACCAUAGAGCCACCAGAGGAUUCUAUUGCAACACUCGUUUCAAUGGGUUUUGACCGGAACUCUGCCAGGCAGGCGCUUAUGCAUGCCAGAAACGACAUCAAUGCAGCCACGAACAUCCUUCUUGAAGCAGAGUCGCACUAAGAGGGGAAAAAAGAGAGAAGAUAACCCAGAUUUGGAAUCAACGACCAAAUCGUACUAAUACCUGGAGAUAGUCAGCGAGGAAAAUUUGCCAAUAUCUAGGAUCGCAUUGAUCCGUUACUCUAGGAACUCAAUUGAGGUACCCAACAGUAUUUUUUUUUCUUCAGGGUUUUACUUUUUUCCUUUUGUCCUUGUUUAUUUUAAAUUUUUAGCUGUCAGUUUUAAGACAACUGUUGCACAAAUUAUAUUACCCUUGAAAUUAGAAGGCUUUAAGUUAUAUUCAACUGUA